Messenger RNA from Helicoverpa armigera (cotton bollworm), 2696 nucleotides. Its product is annotated as influenza virus NS1A-binding protein homolog B. Lineage: Eukaryota; Metazoa; Arthropoda; Insecta; Lepidoptera; Noctuidae. Gene Ontology annotation, molecular function: protein binding. The record is from RefSeq and is a predicted model, not a curated record.
ACUUGACACAUUACCAAUGACAUGAAUGAACGAUCAGUUGUCAACGCGUGACGUUUGUCUGUCAAACAAUUACAAAAUAAAAACAGUGUGCGGGCGGUGGCGGAACAGUGUGUCGUUUGUGUUAAUCGCGUGGCACCGCGACAGCGUCCCCAGGCCAGGCACGGCAUGCCAGGUAUCUAGCGGUGGGCGAGAGUGCGAGACCGCGAGCGCAGCCUGCGAGCCAGCUCGACGCAUCAGGAGCUGAGGCGAGCGAGCGACGCACCCCGCGGCGACAUGAAGCCGCACGAAGACUACAGGAACGGCGACGGCGGCGCGGUGGCGCUGGGCGAGGACAGCUCGGAGGAGGAGGGCUCGGUGGAGCAGGCGCUGUCCCUGCGCGACGUGGGCGCGCCGGCCCGCGUGCUGCACGCGCUGAACGCGCUACGCAAGUCGCGCCAGCACUACGACACGGUGCUGCUGGCGGGCGGCGCCGAGCUGCCGGCGCACCGCGCGGUGCUGGCGGCCGCCUCGCCCUACCUGCUGCACGCGCUGGCGGCGCUGCCGGCGGGCGAGGCGUGCCGCGUGCCCGACGUGGACGCGGACGCGCUGGCGGCGCUGCUGGAGUACGCGUACACGGGGCGCCUGCGCGUGCGCGAGGCGGCGGCGGCGCGGCGCCUGUACCGCGCGGCCUGGCGCCUGCGCGUGGAGCCCGUGCGCGCGCACCUGGCCGCCGCGCUGCUGCGCCGCCUGGCGCCGCACGACUGCCUCGAGCUGCGCGCGCUGCCCGACCUCGCCGCCGACCAGCUCGCCACGCUCGACGCCUACAUUGCCGAGAAUUUUGAUGAAGUAUGCAAGAGUGGCGCAUUGGCUGCGCUGCCACUUAUCCGUAUUGAAAUGUUACGAGAGACGAGUGCUGAAGGCGGGGAGGAGACUGCCUUCGCGGUCGCCGACGCCGCACUCAUAUGGCUGCGAGAUCAGCAAGCCGUCGAUGCUGAUCUGGACGAGUUGUGCUCGCGCACGCAUUUGCUGUACGUAGACGGACAGGGCGCCCUGCGCGACUGCGGCGAGCUGCCCGCCGCGCGCGGCGACGCGCCCGAGCUGCAGGAGUACCGGCGCGAGGCGGCCGAGCGGGGCCGCGCGUCCCGCCGGCCCGCCGACACGUCCCCGCCCGGCGCCGCGCUGGCGCUGGCGCGCACGCGGCCGGACUGCGCCGUGCUGGCCGCCACGCGCGCGGGCGCGCGCACCACGCGGGCGCUGCUGGCGCUGCGCGGGCGCCUGGCGGCGGCGCGUGGCGCGGCGCGCGGCGCGGCGCGGCGUGGCGGCGGCGUGCUGGCGGCGGCGAGGCGCGGCGGGGGCGGGCGCGGGCGCGGCUGGCGCUGGUGCGCGGCGCACGGCGCGGCGGCGCUGGCGGGGCGGCUGCUGGUGUGCGGCGGCUACGACCGCGCGCGCGUGCUGCGGGCGGCGGAGGCGUACGACCCCGGCACCAACGAGUGGACGGCGCUGCCGGACAUGCGCUGCGCCCGCGCGCGGUUCCCGGUGGCGGUGCUGGGCGGCGCGCUGUUCGCGCUGGGCGGCUCGGACGGGCACGCGGAGCUGGACUCGGUGGCGGCGCUGCAGGACGGGCGCUGGGCGGCGCGGGCGCGGCUGCCGCUGGCGCUGUCGCACGCGGGCGCGGCGGCGGUGGAGGAGCGCGGGGAGCUGUACGUGGUGGGCGGCUGGGCGGCCGGCCUCAACCUCAAGCGCGUGCUGCGCUACCAGCCCGCCGCCGACGCCUGGGACGAGGCGCCGCCGCUCAAUGCCGGACGGUCGCAGUGCGCGAGCGUGUACUGGUCGGGCGCGCUGUGGGCGCUGGGCGGCUGCGACGCGUGGCACUGCCUCGCCAGCACCGAGCGCCUGCGCCUGGGCGCCGGCGCCUGGGAGCCCGGGCCCGCGCUGCCCACCGCCCGCCGCGCCGCCGGCGCCGCCGCCUGGCGGGCCCGCCUCGUGCUGGCCGGCGGCUCGGACGGCGCCGCCUCGCUGCGCCGCACGGAGUGGCUGGACGCCGACAGCUGGCGGCCCGGGCCCGCGCUGCGCAAGCCCCGCGCCGCGCUGGGCCUGGCCGUGCUGGAGGACGUGCUGUACGCGGUCGGCGGCUUCGACGGCAAGGAGUUCCUGUCGUGCGUGGAGUGCCUGUACGAGCCCGACGGCGAGUGGACCACGCUGCUGGCGCCGCCCGCGCCCCGCGCCGCCCUCACGCCCGACACGCCCGGCGACAAGCCCGACAAGCCGCCCGAGCUGCCCAACGGACCGGCCGCGGUGCCCGAGCUGGCCAACGGCCCGGCCGAGCUCGCCAACGGCUCGGCCGAGAGCGAGUGACGGGCGCCGGCCGCGCUGUGAGAGAACUGUCGACGGCAUGCUGUCGCUAAGUAACCGCUACCUCAAAAUUAGCCGCGAGCUGACCGCUCGUGUCGAUGCCUUUACUUCGCAUUUUAAUGUUAUUAUAAAGUAAUGUAGGUCGCGGUCUGUGUAAUCGGCCCUCACAAACGUAGUCUAAAUGAUUAUAUUGUCACAGAGUUAUAGCGGGACGGAGUUGUUGUUGUGCUUUCCCGUGGUGGUAUUAUUGUUACAUUCCUAUGUUGUCGGCGAGUCGCCACUGUGUUAGGUGUUAGCUUCCUGUAAGAGUAUUACGUCGCAGCUCGUAUGCGCUGCGCCUUACGUUAAUAAAUCGUAUCUUCACA